AUGAAGUCCUCGAUUUUGCCUAUCCGAGUCUUGACGCACAACAUCCGAUAUGCAACUUCAGCCCCAUUCGAAGGCGAACGGCCCUGGGCCGAACGCAAGCAGUUACUGUCGAAUGAGUUUGAAUAUGAAACUCGUCAUUGUGGAGAAUCCUUCAUCUGUUUACAGGAGGUUCUUCACAACCAGAUCGGUGAUAUUCUGGCUGGACUGAAUCAGAACGCAGAGUCCGGGGCACCGGAAUGGAAGUAUAUCGGCGUUGGUAGAGACGAUGGCAACGAGGCUGGGGAGUACUCCCCUAUCUUCUACCGACCAUCAAUCUGGGAGCUGCUACACUGGGAGACAGUGUGGCUCUCCGAGACACCCGACAAGCCAUCCAAGAGUUGGGACGCAGCUUCCAUCCGCAUUGUCACCAUUGGUGUCUUCACCCACAGAGCCAGCGAGAACACAGUCCUUGCCAUGAACACCCAUCUCGACAAUCAGGGAUCUCGCUCUCGUCUCGAAGCUGCCCGUAUCAUUGCAGGGAAAAUUUCAGAAUACAGCCAGAACAAAUUCGGGGAGCUAAUCUCGGGCACUUUCUUGGCCGGCGAUUUUAACAGCGAAGAGAACCAGGAAGCUUACCAAGAGCUGACGAAGAGCUUGCUUGAUGCAUAUAAGGAAGUUAAAAGCUCAAGGCGUUAUGGCAACUACAUCACUUGGACCGGAUUUGGGAACGAAACCGAGCCAGCCUCACGUAUUGACUAUCUUUUGGUGAGACCUGUCGGGGCUCAAGGCCAGAGAUUGAAAGUCAUUGGGUAUGCAGCGCUGGGCAAUCGAUUUGACGAUGGCGUUUUGUGCUCGGAUCACCGUGCUGUGAUUGUGGAUUUGAUAUUGUCCAGGUGA
Molecule: messenger RNA, 876 nt
Organism: Penicillium paradoxum
Lineage: Eukaryota; Fungi; Ascomycota; Eurotiomycetes; Eurotiales; Aspergillaceae
Product: endonuclease/exonuclease/phosphatase family protein
Exons: 1
Coding region: 1-876 (291 amino acids)
Molecular function (GO): 3'-5'-RNA exonuclease activity
Source: RefSeq, a predicted model, not a curated record